Molecule: messenger RNA, 315 nt
Organism: Sphaeroforma arctica JP610
Lineage: Eukaryota; Ichthyosporea; Ichthyophonida
Exons: 1
Source: RefSeq, a predicted model, not a curated record
AAGAGGGUCAAAUACAAGGCCAGAGCGCAGAUCUGUCAAAGCCCAAUAUCAGUGUGGCCCAAGCCACAACCAUAGUCAACUCACUAUGGAAGAUGGACGUCCAGGUGAACAAGGACACACAGAAACACAUGAUACGCUCCAUGCCUAGUUAUGAUGACUGCAACUUCUUGCUAACGAUGGAGGAUGGGAAGAAGUACGUGUUAAAGAUAUCGUACGAGGGAGAGAGAGAGAGCAAUCUAAUUCUGCAGGGCGAGAUGAUGCAACAUCUCGCGGCACGUGGAGUGCUUUGUCCCAAGCACAUCGCCUCGUGCAACG